Molecule: messenger RNA, 4698 nt
Organism: Toxotes jaculatrix (banded archerfish)
Lineage: Eukaryota; Metazoa; Chordata; Actinopteri; Toxotidae
Product: F-box/LRR-repeat protein 3-like
Exons: 6
Coding region: 269-1582 (437 amino acids)
Biological process (GO): positive regulation of protein ubiquitination; SCF-dependent proteasomal ubiquitin-dependent protein catabolic process
Cellular component (GO): SCF ubiquitin ligase complex
Molecular function (GO): protein binding
Source: RefSeq, a predicted model, not a curated record
CGCCAUCUUUAGCUGACAGGCAAACUACCGAAGCAGCAGAGUUGUGAAGCGAAACUAGGUCAGGCGCUCGCAACACGAAAAGACUUUUGCAAACCUCGCUUCAUAAGCUUUUAGACAGAGUCUGCUAACUUCCCUACACACCGUGCUGUUCUAUGGUCCAAUGUGUUUGAUCGGUCGGCCAGCUCGAACGCAGUUUUCUUGUGUCGGUCCCGGUUGACGCUGAGUGAUCGCCUUUUCUGACAAACAUCCGACUAAGGCGAAAGCCAGGAUGAAACGAGUUCUCCAAGGGGAUGAGCAGGAGGACGGAGGUGGCACCAGCGGUGGUUCUCAGGAGACUCUUAAACGGCCCUGCAAGCAGAGGAGGGAGAAUGAUGAGGAGGAGGAGGAGGAGGAGGGCGCCCACUGGGAGUGUCUGCCUCAGGAGAUCCUGCUCCACAUCUUGCAGUACCUGCCUCUUCUAGACAGGGCUUACGCGUCUCAGGUGUGUCGAACAUGGAACCAGGCUUUUCACAUGCCCGAGCUGUGGCGCUGCUUUGAGUUCGAGUUAAACCAGCCAGCCAGCUCCUACCUGAAGGCCACACACCCAGACCUCAUCAAACAGAUAAUCAAAAGGCACUCCAACCAUCUGCAGUAUGUCAGCUUCAAGGUGGACAGCAGCAGAGAGUCUGCCGAGGCAGCGUGCGACAUCCUCUCUCAGCUCGUGAAUUGUUCUUUGAAAACAUUGGGGCUCAUCUCUACGGCCAGGCCCAGUUUCAUGGAGCUGCCCAAAUCUCACUUCAUCUCAGCUCUGACAGUGGUUUUUGUCAACUCCAAAUCCCUGUCCUCCCUGAAGAUUGACGACACACCCGUGGAUGACCCCUCCCUCAAAGUCCUAGUGGCCAAUAACAGUGACACACUCAAACUGCUAAAAAUGAGCAGUUGCCCUCAUGUCUCACCUGCAGGCAUCCUGUGUGUGGCUGAUCAAUGUCAUGGCCUGAGAGAAUUGGCUCUCAACUACCAUUUGUUGAGUGAUGAACUUCUCAUUGCCCUGUCCUCGGAGAAGCACGUUCACCUCGAGCACCUACGCAUCGACGUGGUUAGUGAGAAUCCUGGCCAACAGUUCCACACCAUCAAGAAGAGCAGCUGGGACGCCAUGGUGCGCCACUCUCCUAAAUUCAAUCUGGUCAUGUACUUCUUUCUCUAUGAGGACGAGUUUGGCCCUUUCUUCCGCGAUGAAAUCCCUGUCACGCAUUUGUACUUCGGCCGCUCCGUCAGUAAAGACGUGCUGGGCCGUGUUGGGCUCACCUGCCCGCGUCUUGUCGAGCUGGUGGUGUGCGCCAACGGGCUGCGGCCGCUGGAUGAAGAACUGAUCCGCAUCGCCCAGCGCUGCACGCAGCUGUCGGCCAUUGGCUUGGGAGAGUGUGAAGUGUCCUGCAGCGCCUUCGUGGAGUUUGUCAAGAUGUGUGGAGACAGACUGACACAGCUAUCCAUCAUGGAGGAAGUACUUGUCCCAGAUCACCGCUAUGGGCUGGAUGAUAUCCACUGGGAGGUGUCAAAGCAUUUGGGUCGUGUUUGGUUCCCAGACAUGAUGCCUACCUGGUAGAGCUCUGGAAGAAGAUGUCAGUUUGUAUGAGUUUAUGAGUGUGUGUGUGUGUGUGUGUGUGUGUGUGUGUGUGUGUGUGUGUGUGUGUGUGUGUGUGUGUGAUGUGCGAGUGUGUCCUCAUCUUUCUCCUUUCCUCGCCGUGAGUACCGUUUUUCCUCCCCGAAUACAUGAAGAAAUGACAUUUCUUUGGGUUUUGAUCUGAUAUGUUCAUAUGUUAAUUGAUUUCAACUCUACCGCACUGUUCCAUGUGUACAAUUUUUAUAUUUAUAUGUAUAUUUAUGUCUAAAUUUGUUUGUCACUCAUAACAUUUAGCACCUUGUUCUCUGAGCCAUUUUUCAUGGGCUGUGAAACCUGGUAGAUUGAUUAUGUGUAGUGUUGUGGGAGUAUUCAAGGGUGACACAUGUCUGUGGGAAAUAACAGGAACAUCUGGGAAUCACUGGGAAUGAAUGAGAAAUUUUGGUUGUAUAUUGGAAGUUGUAAUUUCUGCAUUAUGUGCAGACAGAUUCCUUAAAGGUUUUUCCAUAUGAUUAGUGGGCCUAAGUACAAAUCCUUCUAAUAGAAAUUAGAAACUUUACAGUAAUGAGUUUAAUUUCAGUUAAAUAACUAGAUAUAUUCAACAGAUUGUCAUCAUUACACUGCACUACAAAAUGUAUUUUAGGUCGUGUGGUAGUUUGAAAAACAGUCUUCAUGGGGGAUGGAAAAAUGCACAGAACUUUUAGAUGGGGAUGAUCACCAUUAUAAGCUAAUACUUUUUGUCGAUAUUCAGUUGAAAUUACCAAAAUUCCCAACAUUAACUGUCAUGGAAGAUUUUUUAAUUUUCAUUUUUGUUUCUGACACAUUACAACCCAAGUAAGAACACUUUGUGGCUGUACAAGACUACAGAAACGUUUCAUUUUAAAGGGACAGCCACCACAUGUGUGAAGCUUGUUAAUAGAGGUGGUCAGUUACGCAACUACAGUCAGGUAGGCAAUCGCACAUAACAAUUCCAUGUUGAAUCCAUAUGGCUUUGUUUGGUUUUGGUUUCCAUGUGUCUGUCAUCGUCUGUGUGUCUAUAUAAUGUAUUUGAAUGUGUUUCUGAGUCACUGCAUCUCAUUUAGAAACAGAACAGAACUGUCUCUUUCUCUGUCCUUUAAUUUGACAUGGACAGGGCUAAAGUCAGUUCCAUCUCAAGGUGGUGCUCUUAAGUGACUUUGGCCAUAAUCAUGUAAGUCUGUGUGUGUGUGUGUGUGUAUAUAUAUAUAUAUAAACACACACACACACACACACACACACACAUACAUACAUACAUACAUACAUUUACAUGUAUAUGUAUAUGUAAAAGUGAUGUUUGAACAUAUUUUUGUGUGUAAUGUACAGUAGCUAUAUUUCUGCAUUGCCUGACAUCCCUAUUGCAGUUAUAAUUGUAAAUAUCAGAGCGUUUUUUUUUUGCAAAACAAAUGGGAGAGAGAGUUUUGAAUUGUCGACGUCAUAUAUCUGUACAUUUACUGAAUCCUACUGAUGCACUUUUACUCUAAUGAAGGACGCAAAAUAAGCUACAAUGUCAUUAGGGCAUGAGAUUAACAGAUUUUGCAGCCAAAUGGUGGUAUGUUUUGGUAGUAUUUAGUGAAUCUGCCAGCGAAUCACCCUUGGUAGCUAACCUGCUUUUUGUGGAGUUGUUUUCUUACAAACAGUGUAGGUUCCAAGAAAUUGAACUGGCAGGUGGAAUUGUUUAAUUAUUGACAUUUGACUCACAAAAUUAAUUCUGGAAAGCUUCUGGGACAGGGACAAACCAAACCUGCUCGACAGCACAAUCAAGCACCAUGCUGAUAGCAGUCUACCUAAGAAAGAUAUAUUCUGGCUUAACAUUUGUAAAACAAGCAAACAAAAGGGUGACCCCUGGGGGAACUCUCAAAUGGUCUUUUAAGUGGUCUUUUAAUGCAUGAACAAAAUCUGAUUUAUUUAAUGCUUACUGAUGCUGUUUAACAUUAGAAAUGUUUGUAAAGCACAGCAGAGAAAAGGUCUGUAUUUUAAAUUAUGCUGAUAGACACAGAAAAUACAAAAACUGUUUUUCUGUAUGUGAAUUUAGCUCAGAUGUACAUGGUGACAUAAUUAAGGAGAGAGGAUUUAAGUUCUAACACAGGGCUGCACAAUUAUGACCAAUGCUCAAACAAUCGUACAGAAACAAUUGCCAGGUCUACAAUAACAAUGUUUUUUUUUCUAUUUAAAUUGAUGGUGGUACUUUAUAUUUGUCCUAUAUCAUAUUUAGCUUUUGCAAAAAAAAAAACAAACAAAAAAAAAAACAGGAAGUGCCACAUCAUCCGGAAACUCCAGUGUUUAUUUUGGAUGUGGCAGCUGUUUUAAUGUAAUUGAUAAAAAUAGAACAUGAUGAUGUUAAUGAGGUAAUUGUGCAGCCCUGCAGACAGGACAGCGCGGCAGCUGAAUGUUGAUGAAAGUGAAUGUUUUGCGGAAUGUGCAAGAAGGAAAUAUUUAUGUCUCACUAUUGUUUUGUUGCAGUGGAAUGAAAGAAUACUAGUUGGAACAUGUCUUAAGGUGGACUAAUUAAGGAUGUUGCCUGUGGACUUACUGAAAGAUGUCAACCCUUGGACUGUGCAAUGAAAGUACCUGUAAAUCAUUAUGUUCAGUUAAAGUGGAUAAUUAUUUUACAGGGUUGAUAUAGUGUUUUGUGUAUUUUAUUUGAAAAUGUUAAUUGAAAAAAGAAAUCACAACUUCACAUUAAUAUUUCUUCAUUUGUUGCCCUCCAGUAGGGACCCAUGAUCAUGUCUUAAUUUUAUGUUUUCUGUUUCUGAAGGUCAACAAGGCCUGGGAAUGGACUUUAUCCUUUACUGACUCAGUACAUUUUAUUGUAUAUCUAUAAAAACAUGCCAUCUGCUGGUUAAUAUUAACUGCAUUUGUAUUCAGUGCUUAUAGAUUAUUAUUGUAAUAUUCAAGUACAGGCCAAGUAAGGGCUGCAGUUUUUUUAAUAGAGUGUACAGUGAUUGUGUGUUUUUUUUUUGUUUUUUUUUUUUAGCUAAACAAGGCUGUACUUAGAUUUAUUGGAAGGUAACCUCUUGUACUUUCCCCAAAGAUAUGUAAUAUUUAAGUAAAGUUCAUAGCCACAUUAAAAAUGCCUGUUUGAA